GGGACACACACCUGCCUUUUUGUAAAUUCGUUUCUACUGCUCUGGACUGUUAAACUGUGACUGAUUUAAUCCUCCCAACACAGAUCUGGGAAUGAGGCAGGCUGGGCUGAUCUGGAUGCAGGAGCAGCUUCAGUAGAGAGGGGAGCUGCACGUGUUAAAGAAGACACCGAGGGGUCUGCCUGUGUCAAAGAGGAGGCUCCUGAUCUCCAAUCUGUUGAAGUAGCGCCACUCCACCUGAUGGAGGAAGCCUUAGAACUGAACAGCGCGACCGCAGCUCAAGAGAGGCAUGCCCCUGCCCACAGCAGAGGGGCAAAGCUUUCUGAGGGUGGCAUGCAAGUCCCGCAUCCUUGCCCCGACUGCGGGAAGCGCUUCGUCGAGCUCGGCCCGCUGAAGAGACACCAGCGGGCUCACGCUCGGAAGACCCCCUACCCGUGCGGGGAGUGCGGGAAGCGGUUCAGCCAGAAGGGGGCGCUCCGGGACCACCUGAGGAUCCACACGGGCGAGAAGCCGUUCCGCUGCCCGGAGUGCGGGAGGAGCUUUACUCGCGUGGACGGGCUGCAGAUCCACCUGAGGAUCCACACCGGAGAGAAGCCGUACCGCUGCGGGGCGUGCGGGAAGAGGUUCAGGCACUCGGCGGGGCUCAAGCAGCACAGCCAGGCUCACGCGCGCGGCAGUCAGAGAGAAGCGCGCAGAGCUCAGCAGCAGCGGAAAUAAGAGGAGAGGGGGGGGGGCUGUCAGUUGUGUCUUUUUUUCUCGGCUCCUGUCGGUCUCACUCGGCCAUUGAAAGGU
Molecule: messenger RNA, 789 nt
Organism: Polyodon spathula (Mississippi paddlefish)
Lineage: Eukaryota; Metazoa; Chordata; Actinopteri; Acipenseriformes; Polyodontidae
Product: zinc finger protein 22-like
Exons: 2
Coding region: 238-714 (158 amino acids)
Biological process (GO): regulation of transcription by RNA polymerase II
Molecular function (GO): DNA-binding transcription factor activity, RNA polymerase II-specific; RNA polymerase II cis-regulatory region sequence-specific DNA binding
Source: RefSeq, a predicted model, not a curated record